Messenger RNA from Mercurialis annua (annual mercury), 580 nucleotides. RefSeq lists its product as uncharacterized. The transcript has 2 exons. The coding region runs from base 89 to 493 and encodes 134 amino acids. Lineage: Eukaryota; Viridiplantae; Streptophyta; Magnoliopsida; Malpighiales; Euphorbiaceae. The record is from RefSeq and is a predicted model, not a curated record.
AGCUGAUAAGCCUGCUUUACUAUGCUCUUCCUACACACUUCAAAAAAAAUCCAUUCUUGCACAUUUCCAUUCUAAGUACUGAAAAAAAAUGAUUUCACUUAAGAACUACCAAUCAACACUCAUCUUCAAACCUGUAGUUCACCAAAAAAACAUAACAAAACAUUCGAAUUUCGGUCCGAACAAGGUAACUUGCAGUAGAAGAAAACUUGAAGUGAAAGCAUGCAGCAGCAAACAAGAGAGACAGACUUUUCUAAGUCUUGAAGAAGCUGGUUUAGUUGAAAUGUCCGGUUUAAGCUCUCAUGAACGCUUUCUGUGCCGAUUAACGAUAUCAUCGUUGAACCUUUUAAAGGUAAUAUCAGAGGAAGAAGGAUGUGCAAUUGAGGAGCUAAAUGCUGGAAGGCUAUGUGAUUGGUUUGUAAAAGAUAGAGCUAAAAGAGACCAAAAUAUAGAGUCUGCUGUUCUUCAAUGGGAUGAUUCUGAAUUUCAAUUUUGACUUUUUUAAUACGUAAAUUAAUAUUUUGUCCCCCUUAAUAUUUUGUACUGACUAAUUUAAAUCCAAACAUACGAAAUUCACAUGAAA